CGGCAUUUCUUUUGGACCCCUGCAUUGUUUUCCUGCUUGUGAUCAGAAAAGCUUCCUUCUGAGCUAGCUUUACCUUUACCGCCUUGGCCUGCGACGUCAACAAUACUAUACACUGCAGACAACCCUCAAAUACUUACCGUUGCGACUGAACUAAUCGCUUUCUUUUCAUCCCUUCACAAGUCAAGUCGCCUGCUGACAGCGUUGUUCUACGCCAUUCCAACUUUCGACAAGCUGCCUUAAAUCUCUUCAAGGCUACCUCCUUUCUUUACAUCACCGCCCCAGACCCUUGACGACACCACAAAAGAUCCAUACCAACUGGAGACGUCUGCAACCUCACGUUUCACCAUGUCCAAGAGAACCAGCAGCCUGGCCACCGUCGGCAGCGAUACUAGGGACAGUGCCAGCGACAAGCCCGGCUAUGACAAGCAAAAGAAGCUCCUCUCGGCCGACGUCGGCCACUUCUCGCUGGUGCGCGCCCUGCACAUGGCCGACUACAUCACGGCGCUCAACGGCCUGUGCGGCAUCAUGUCCAUAUUCUCCUCGAUGCGCUACUGCCUAGGCGACCCGAGCGACAAGAGCAACGCCUACGCCGCCCUGGCCUUCCUUCCCUUUGGACUUUUCUUCGACUUUAUGGACGGCAAGGUCGCCCGCUGGCGCAAAAAGACCAGCCUAAUGGGCGCGCAGCUCGACUCUCUUGCAGACCUGAUCUCAUUUGGCGUCGCCCCGGCCGUCGUCGCCUUCGCCAUCGGCAUGCGCACGCCGCUCGACCACCUCGGCCUGGCCUUUUACGUGCUCUGCGGUCUGACGCGCCUGGCCCGCUUCAACGUGACGACGGACGACAUACCCAAGGACGCCACGGGCAAGGCCGCCUACUUUGAGGGCACUCCGAUCCCGACCAGUCUGGCCCUCGACGGGCUCAUGGCCUACUGGGUCCGCUCAGGUGCCAUCCACGACGCCAUCCCCGGGGGCCUUUGGCUCGCCGGCACCCAGUUCGAGUUUCACCCCAUCAUUGCCGUCUUCAUCCUGCACGGCUGCUGCAUGACGAGCAAGACUAUCCAUAUCCCCAAGCCUUGAUUUUUUGUCCUUUUUUUACAUUUACGGAAUGAAAAAGAGCCAUUUGCUCAUUUUCCCCGUCACGUUAGGUGGGGUUAGUUCAGGGAAAAGGCAGGGAGGGGACUGAAGAGUUCGUGGCUGUUUUGUUGACGAAUCUCUUUUUUUGCUUAUUUGAACCACUUUUCUUUUUGAAAUACCAUUACCGAAUCGAGUGAUUAAGCAGUUGGAGUUUAGCAGAAUAUGGGUUAGCAACACGGCUUCAUAAUGACGGCGAUGGAUAAUGAUUUUAGAUUUCACGCCCUCUUCACACACUGUUCCCCACCAAAGCAAACAGUUUUUUUUUUCAUAACGGCCUUCAUCAGUUCGAUAGACACAUCAAGGACGCCUAAUCAAAUAUUAUUGGCAUGAUUCUAUUCGC
Molecule: messenger RNA, 1471 nt
Organism: Pyricularia oryzae 70-15
Lineage: Eukaryota; Fungi; Ascomycota; Sordariomycetes; Magnaporthales; Pyriculariaceae
Product: CDP-diacylglycerol-serine O-phosphatidyltransferase
Exons: 3
Coding region: 346-1074 (242 amino acids)
Biological process (GO): phospholipid biosynthetic process
Cellular component (GO): membrane
Molecular function (GO): phosphotransferase activity, for other substituted phosphate groups
Source: RefSeq, a predicted model, not a curated record